CGUAUAUAGUGUGUUUAAAUAAUAAAUAUGGUAUAAAAUGUGUAUCUAUAUAUAUAUAUACACCGUGAAACGAUAAUAGGUUAAAAUAUUCAUAUAUGUGGUAGGACAAUGAUCGUUUUGUUUUGGUUUGUUUUUGGGACAAAUGUACAUUUUCUAGUGCAUAGUUAUUUCAUCGAGACACAACCAACGGUAUGGGGGAACGCUUCAUGUCAAAUAGCAUUUCCAGUCCUGAACUUCUCUGGGAGUACACCAUCUAUAGAUUCAACCGAGGAUAUUUCGAACCUAACAAUUCCUGGGUUAGGGGUUUGGAUUGGCUAUUAUAAAGCAAUGGUUACCUACACAUAUGUCGGAAACGGUCGAAGGGAUCAGUAUGAAGGGCAGAUUUAUGACGUACAAAGUCUUGGCGACUGCAUAUCCGCUACUGGAUGUAAAACCUUCGGGUUAUGGAAAUCAAAUACAGGCCUUACAUGUAAAUGUGCCUUGGGAUAUACAGUAUUUGCCAACAUAUCUUGUGAUUCACAUUGCAAUGACUCGAACUUUGAAUUUCCGUGUGGAAUGGCAGAGACCAAUAUAAUGUCUGUAUACAACACAGACAAUGAAAGAAUAAUAUCAAAGACGGACGACACAUGUACGUCGAUUGAAUGCAGUUGCCUCUCAUUCACAUACAAUAAUACUCCAUCCGAAUACAUAUUUAAAUGGAGGACAUGCAUGAAGAAAGAUUUUCCCCUUCAACUCCUUUGCAAUAACCAUAACUUUUCAGUUGAUACCCAAUCUGCUGUAAUUCCGAACUCUGAGUAUAAAAGGACGUGGGCUACUGCAUCGGAAUCUUGUUUUGCUGCCGGAAAAUAUCCAGCAACAUAUACAAGCAUAUUGAGCACAUCGUUUUCUGGCAAUGUUUCCGGACUGGAGCGUUGGACUGGGGUCAUAAGGAAAUUGUCCGUUAUAAAACGAACUGAAAACUUCAACCCCUACGAAAUGUCUGCGGUCGCGGUCGCUGUUUUGCAAAAAAAUGGUACAGUUGUGUUUGAAGAUAGGACUCAACGUAGACAUAACGUAUGUCAUUCCCCUUUAGGAGGCACAUCCAAAACAACACCAUUUAGCUCGACGCAAACGACCCCACCCACCAGCAUAACCUCAUUGAACAAACAUACAGGAUCCACGGCCGGUCUCGCAGCUGGUUUGUCCGUUUCACUAGUUUUACUUAUCCUUGGAGCGAUCAUUGUGCUGCUGUUCUUGAAACGGAGGGGCUUUCUACCGGAAUGUCACAAACAAACUGAGGAAACAAGCAAUCAUAGCGCAGACACAGCGACCGAUAAUUCCUUCAUGUCAACUCCGAUAUUUGAAUCUACCACAAACACAAUGCAUGACAUGACAGCUUCCAAUCAUACUUAUCUUGCACUUGAAAGGACAUUUGACGGAGUGAAUAAAGAUGAUGCAGAUCAGUAUGCAGAGCUAGAUGCGACCGAAUUUGACCAUCAUGAUUUGACCGAAACGCCAGAGAAAGAAAUAGCUAACGGUUAAGACACAACCGAUGGCUCUGCCGCGACUAAAUUGGCUAAGCAAGAUAGCAACUAUAACAAAGUUACUUUACAUCAAUUCACUGAGUAUGACCAUAUUCAUAAAAAUGGAACUCUGCCAAUGUUAGACAGACAAAGUAAAAAUUAAUAUGAUAUCACAAGUAACAUUAUAAACGGGAAACGCAAUAUACGUUGCGGAGAUGACGAUAAUACAUAUACUCAAUUGAACAAAAAUAAUUUGAAGGGUUCUAACACAGAUAAUAUUCAUGGAAAGACGGAAACAGAUGGCGACAGUGGAUAUGGUUCCUUUUGAGAUCUCAAAGGUAGCCGGAAUGCAGCUGCAAAAGAACCGGAGAAUGAUUAUGCCGUGAUUUAAUAAAAUGGUAGAGUUCGGUGUCAGUCAAAGGACAUAUAAUUACAUGAUUUGAUCAUUUAAAGUUAUCUAACUUUAGGGCUUAGGAAAACAAUCAACGUUUUGCACCGAUUGUUGCUAAAACCGUGAGAAAUGUUUAUUUAAUGAAAAGAAUAACAUAACUAGGUUUCCGUUCAAUCCUAUUCCGGAAGAUGUGCCCAUCUGUUAAUUGGUAUGAAUGACAUGGUUGCUAAACCAUGCUAUACACUUUUAUAUUUGUGAUUGUAUCUUAUUGUGAAUGCUUUGUGUUGAAAUAACUGUUUCUCGUCGCCAUAGAAACAAGCAUCAUUUUUUGCAACUACAUGUGUAAACUAACAAAUUGAUAUUUGCUGUUAAGAGCCAUAGUUAUUAGUAGUUGUUAUUUCUGAUUAUAGACGACUUCGAAU
Mya arenaria is the source of this 2315-nucleotide messenger RNA. RefSeq lists its product as uncharacterized. The transcript is spliced from 10 exons. Lineage: Eukaryota; Metazoa; Mollusca; Bivalvia; Myida; Myidae. The record is from RefSeq and is a predicted model, not a curated record. The coding region runs from base 109 to 1521 and encodes 470 amino acids.